This is a messenger RNA of Sarcophilus harrisii (Tasmanian devil), 859 nucleotides long. Its product is annotated as zinc finger protein 2-like. Lineage: Eukaryota; Metazoa; Chordata; Mammalia; Dasyuromorphia; Dasyuridae. The transcript has 5 exons. The coding region runs from base 110 to 859 and encodes 249 amino acids. The record is from RefSeq and is a predicted model, not a curated record. Gene Ontology annotation, biological process: regulation of DNA-templated transcription.
AGCAGGACUCUGAGGUAAAUAGAGGCUAGGGCCCAGUCUGAAGAACUUUACAACAAGGAGUCACCUUGGUUAAUUUUCUGUGUACACAGGGAGCCUGGAGCCAGAGGGAAUGAGCCCUGGGAGCCUGGGACCUGGUCAGGACUUGGUGACAUUCAAGGAUGUGGCUGUGGACUUCACCCAGGAGGAAUGGGGCCUCUUGGACCCUCCUCAGAGGGAAUUGUACAAGGAGGUCAUGGUGGAGAAUGCCCGGAACCUGCUGUCCCUGGGCAUUCCAGUUCCCAGAGAAGAUGUGAUCUUUUACUUUAAGCAAAAGCAAGCACCCUGGGUGCUGGACCAAGAAUGCCUGAGGAGCUACUCUCCAAGAAGUGAGAUCAGACUUGAAAUGAAGAAAAGUAUUCAGAACCAAAACUUCACUUGCAGAGAACUUCAUGCUGCACAUGAAAAAAUACACACUGUAGAAAAACCUUAUGAAUGUAACCAGUGUGAAAAGAGUUUUACGAAAAGGCAAUCUCUAACUCGACAUCAGAAGAUCCACACUGGAGAGAAACCUUAUCAAUGUAACCAGUGUGGAAAGAGUUUUGAGAACAAGCAAUCUCUUACUAUACAUCAGAGUAUCCACACUGGAGAAAAACCUUAUGAAUGUAACCAGUGUGGAAAGACUUUUAGGUAUAAGCGAAAUCUUACUGUACAUCAGAGAAUACAUACUGAUGAGAAACCUUAUGAAUGUAAUCAGUGUGGAAAGCACGCCACACUACAGACCCAUCCCCCUCACGGACUGAACAUCAUCCCUAGCAUCGUCCCUGUCCAGCUUGAAGAAGCAAAUGACAGCCAUCGCCUGCGCCCACUUGUCCUGAUGUAA